Molecule: messenger RNA, 364 nt
Organism: Sinocyclocheilus rhinocerous
Lineage: Eukaryota; Metazoa; Chordata; Actinopteri; Cypriniformes; Cyprinidae
Product: collagen alpha-3(IX) chain-like
Exons: 3
Source: RefSeq, a predicted model, not a curated record
GGAGCCAAAGGAGUUGUAGGACCACAGGGAGAGACCGGAGCCAGAGGCGCACCUGGAAAACCAGGACCGAUGGGAUUCCAAGGAGAGCAAGGUUUUCCAGGGGUCUCUGGAAAGACUGGUGUUCCUGGCAAACUGGCUAGUGAGCAGCACAUCAGAGAACUGUGUAGCUCGAUGAUCGAUGAUCAGAUGGCUCAGCUCGCUGCUAACCUGAGAAGGCCUCUGGCUCCUGGUGCCGUGGGACGGCCUGGACCAGCCGGGCCUCCAGGGAAGCAAGGAGAGGUUGGAUCCAUCGGUCACCCUGGAGCCCUUGGCCCGCCGGGUUACAGAGGACUGCCGGGAGAUCUGGGUGAUCCUGGUCCUCGAG